GCGUAUUCGGUAUUUGCAUCCAUUUUUCUGCAGCCGGCGUGACACUCACGAGCUUCUUAGCACGCCAAAGCUAUGUCUGGAUUUAUUGCUGGACAUGGUUUAAUAUGUUUCUGCUGCUCUCUGAUCUUCUUUGUGCCUUCUUGCAAUGCUUUUUACGACGGAAUCUCAGAAAAACAAGAAAGAAAUGAUCCACAAAUGUUUGACCAAUUUAUUGAAGUGCAGGAUGUGGUUUUUGUGAUACAGAGUCAGAAGAACUCAUAUCAUACCCACAGGGCUGAACAAAGAAGAACAGAGCUUCUCCAUCAGGCUCAAACCUUAAACCAGAGUUCACCAGAUGUUGUGCUCCUUCACAAGCUGUCAGACUACGAUGGGAACUGGAGCAUUCUUCCGGCACUGCCACGCCUUGCCUCACAAUACUGUCAAACAUCUUUGUGGAUUGUGUUUUUGGAAGAAGAGACCAAUGUGAACUUACACAACCUUCUGCAGGUGCUGAGCAAAUUCAACACAAGAAAGGAGUGGUUUCUGGGCAGACCCCUCCAUGAUGAUGAACCAACAAUUAUCCACCACUAUGCUUUCUCAGAGGACCCCUCCAGUUUCAGUUACCCUGACUUCAUGGCUGGCUGGGCCCUCAGUUGCCCUCUGGCUAAGCGAACUGCAGAGCGUGUGAAUUAUGAGCCGCCCAAAUCCGAUUUCACAAUUGACCUUCAGCAUGAGAUUGCCCUCUACAUUUGGGAGGAAGGCAGAGGUCCUGCUUUGACUGUGGUGAAUGAGUUUUGCUCAGAGCUACAAAGCUUGUCCUUAACAGGAGAUUGUGCUACGACCAUCAACACCUUCUUGUCUGCCUGUGGAAACCCUGUGCAGAAGGAGGACGUCUUUGUUGCUGUUAAAACAUGUCAAAGAUUUCAUGGAGAUAGAGUUCCUUUAGUUAAACAAACUUGGGAAAAAGAUGCUGCCUCGUUGGAAUACUACAGUGACUUCACAGACCCAUAUAUACCCACAAUCCACUUGGGGGUCCCUAACACGGAGAGAGGGCACUGUCAAAAAACAUUUGCCAUUCUGAAGAGGUUUGCGAGUGGGGUAGUAACACAAGCACCUUGGUUGCUCAUAGUUGAUGAUGACACACUGAUCAGUCUGCCCAGACUGUGGAGGCUGCUGGGAUGUUAUGAUCCAAAUGAAGCUGUGAGUGUUGGAGAACGUUACGGCUAUGGGCUUAGCAGGGACGGCUACAGCUACAUCACGGGAGGUGGAGGAAUGGUGUUCAGUAGAGUAGCGGUGCAGAAUAUUUUGGCAGGUGGCUGUGGCUGCCACAGUUCGGAUGCCCCUGAUGACAUGGUGCUAGGGAUGUGUCUGACCACACUGGGGCUGCCAGUCACUCACAGCCCACUUUUCCAUCAGGCUCGUCCACAAGAUUAUGUAAAAGAGCUUCUGGCACGACAAAGCCCAAUCUCCUUCCACAAACACUGGAACAUCAACCCUGUGGCCGUCUACCAGCACUGGCUUAAAGAGCCCAACCAGAGGAGAGCGCACUCACUCACAAAGACAAGAGAAGAGCUGUAGAUGGAGCUUAUGGAGUGAGUGUGUGUAUUUUAUUUAAUGAUCUGAAACUCUAGAAGCAUUUAAAGACUAAGACACCAUGCAAUCGAAAAAUUCAUCUUAUUUUAAACAAAUUCAUUGGUUCAUGCUGUUCCAGAAAUUAAAUUCACUGUCAGAUAAAUUUCCUGCCCACUUUUUUCUUGUUGAAAAUUUUGUUCAGAAACUCAUAACAGAAGUAAACUGGGUUGCAAACAUGAUUUGAUAUUGACAUUAAGAUAAGAAUCUGUCUUAUUCGUGAUGAUGAUGCUGUUAAGAAUGGAAGUUAUGGUAAACUGUAUAUAUUCAGAUGUAUUUUCUAUUCUACAGUCGUAUUACACAGAUUGUGUUGAAUUUGAUCAUUGAAAUAGAAGCUUAAAACUUGUUCACUCUCUUAUUGAGAGAUAAAUCUAUUUGUACAGUACACAUAUAAAUAACUUUAUCUGUUCUACAAUAAAGUAAACUGAGACACUUAUAUACACCAUUUACAAUGUGAUAUGUCAUUAUUAUGCAGUCUCUAUGCAUGUGUGUAAAGGCAGAGUGAUUUAAGAGCAUGUAACUACCAUAAAACACAGAAAAGCGUCAAUACAUGCACAGAAGAAGCUGUAUCACAUUUCACCCCUCUGUGUAUUUCCUAAAUAAAACUACUGAAAAAAAAAAAAAAAGUUAAAGUUCAAAUAGAAAGUAAAAGUGACCUCUUCUUGAAUAGGACUGUGACUGUGCAAAAUGUUUACAAGCAUGCUGCAGUGCAAUCAACAGGAUGCCUAGGGACACAAUAUUCCAUGCAUGGUUUGGAGAGUUGAUCAAAACAAACGAGCAA
Messenger RNA from Cyprinus carpio (common carp), 2389 nucleotides. It is a transcript of the gene b3glctb, whose product is annotated as beta 3-glucosyltransferase b. Gene Ontology annotation, cellular component: membrane. NCBI's taxonomy places the organism in Eukaryota, Metazoa, Chordata, Actinopteri, Cypriniformes, Cyprinidae. Gene Ontology annotation, molecular function: acetylglucosaminyltransferase activity. The record is from RefSeq and is a predicted model, not a curated record.